Brachypodium distachyon (stiff brome) is the source of this 1070-nucleotide messenger RNA. Its product is annotated as EC protein I/II. The coding region runs from base 604 to 861 and encodes 85 amino acids. Gene Ontology annotation, molecular function: zinc ion binding. The record is from RefSeq and is a predicted model, not a curated record. Lineage: Eukaryota; Viridiplantae; Streptophyta; Magnoliopsida; Poales; Poaceae. The transcript has 2 exons.
CGGUACGAGGCGGCGAGGGACGCCGUGGCGGAAGGGAGGUACGGGGACGUCGCGACGGAGCUGGGCGGGGUGCCGGCGAUCGCGCAGCUGUGCGAGGCCGGGUUCCUGGGCCCGGGCUCCUCGUCGCGGCCGCCGCAUUGGCUUGAGGAUUAUGAGGUCUUCAACACCCAGUUCGCGCACCUCGCCGUGGCCAUCACCAGCCUCAUCAAGGACAAGGAGUGAUGUGUGUAUAUGUGAGCGGUUUGGAUUGAAGAAUCAGACGAUCCAUCCAUGAAUGAAUAAACGAAAACUGAAUGGAAACUGGGCGUAUGGGAAUUCCGUUUUCUUUUUUCUUGUUUUCCUUCUGACGAUGUUGGUCACCGGCGUUAUCUGCACCGCUUACACCGAGAGCGGCCAAAGAAAGGUGGACGCACACCUGGCGCCCGUGCACCGAUGCUCGUAGCCUAAGGCAUUCCAUCCCUGGCAAGCUUAUUAGUACCAGUAACUGGCAAGCCCAGCCCUGCACGGCAGCCUCUGUCUGCGAGAGAGAGAGAGAGAUCUGAAACCUGCAGGAGGAAAGCAAAGCUCUGCCGUAUCGUAACCUCCAGCCGUAAGCCCGUGACCAUGCCCUGCGACCACAAGUGCGGCUGCAUCGUGCCGUGCCCAGGCGGCGCCGCUUGCAGGUGCGCCGGGAAGCAGAGCAGCGGCGGCGUGCCGGUGCCGGUGAACACGGCGGCCGCUUGCCACACGAUGUGCAGCUGCGGCGAGCACUGCUCCUGCAGCCCUUGCUCCUGCGGCAGGCUCGGCACCGGGGACGGCAACGGCAAGGCGGGCGGCUGCACCUGCGGCCCGACCUGCAACUGCGCGACCUGCGCCGCCUGAUACACAAGCGGUCUGAAGACUGAAGCGUGUCAUGUGUUUGCUUGAUGUACUCCUGGCAUGAAUAAAGAAGAAGAGCAACUUGUUUUCUCCAAUCUCUUCCUGCUUCCUUUUAUGCAUUUUCUCAGGGCAGAUGAAUGAUUUGGUAUCCUUCCAUCCAUCCAAACUGUUCCACACGGUCACACACAAAGCUUAAUUACAUCUCUGACUGA